AUGUACAUCACUCUCUACUUCAUCGUCACCCGCCUCCCUGACUCUCUUAGCGCAGUAGGGAACCUCCUUCUCGCCCUUGACCCCACGGACCUCACUGUUGACCUCCUCGAAAAACACCUCCUUGCAGCUGAGGCUAGCAUAGUUGCUGUAGGUGCUGCUCGUGGCACUCCUCGCACUCCCUUCUUUGAGGGGUGUUCCCCCUCUCCCCUAGCUCCCUCUUUCGCUUCUGCUGCUGCUAUUGACUUCCUUCGUGCUGAGGAGGUCGAGGCUGCGUCUGCUACUAGUGGGAGGCGCCGCAGCGGCAAGGGCAAGGGAGGCAAGGGUGGUGGGGGUGGCAGCGGUGGAGGUGGUGGUGGAGGCGGUGGAGGUGGUGGUGGUGGCGGUGGGAGUGGUGGUGGGAGUGGGGGCGUCGGUGGUGGAGGUGGUGGUUGCGGCGGGAGUGGUGGCGGCGGUGGGAGUGGUGGCGGUGGCAAUGGUGGCAGUCGGGGUGGAGCCGUUCGGAGGGGAGGUUCUGGCGGUGGCCAGCGGCAGCAGGAGCAGCGUCCACGCGAGACCCCUACGCCCCAGCAACUUCGUGAGUGGUUUGCUCAGCAGUUUGGCGACGAGUAUGAGCUCCCCGCUGGCUAG
Closterium sp. NIES-65 is the source of this 627-nucleotide messenger RNA. The record is from the annotation of a GenBank genome assembly. Lineage: Eukaryota; Viridiplantae; Streptophyta; Zygnematophyceae; Desmidiales; Closteriaceae.